AUGCUCCUGCUUUCCAUCACCCCGCCCCAUUCUCCCGCUUUCCAUCACCCCGCCCCAUUCUCCCUCCUUCCAUCACCCCGCCCCAUUCUCCUGCUUUCCAUCAGCCCACCCCAUUCUCCCGCUUUCCAUCUCCCCGCCCCAUUCUACCUCCUUCCAUCACCCCGCCCCAUGCUCCCACUUUCCAUCACCCCGCCCCAUUCUCCCGCUUUCCAUCACCCCGCCCCAUUCUCCCUCCUUCCAUCACACCGCCCCAUUCUCCCGCUUUCCAUCACCGCGCCCCAUUCUCCCACUUUCCAUCACCCCGCCCCAUUCUCCCGUUUUCCAUCACCCCGCCCCAUUCUCCCUCCUUCCAUCACCCCGCCCCAUUCUCCCGCUUUCCAUCACCCCGCCCCUUUCUCCCUCCUUCCAUCACCCUGCCCCAUUCUCCCGCUUUCCAUCACCCCGCGCUAUUCUCCCUCCUUCCAUCACCCGGCUCCAUUCUCCCGCUUUCCAUCACCCCGCCCCAUUCUCCCGCUUCCCAUAACCCCACCUCAUUCUCCCGCUUUCCAUCACCCCGCCACAUUCUCCCGCUUUCCAUCACCCCGCCCCAUUCUCCCGCUUUCCAUCACCCCGCCCCAUUCUCCCGCUUUCCAUCACCCCGCUCCAUUCUCCCGCUUUCCAUCAUGCCGCCCCCUUCUCCCUCCUUCCAUCACCCCGCCCCAUUCUCCCUCCUUCCAUCACCCCGCCCCAUUCUCCCGCUUUCCAUCAGCCCGCCCCUUUCUCCCGCUUUCCAUCUCCCUGCCCCAUUCUCCCACUUUCCAUCAACCCGCCCCAUUCUCCCGCUUUCCACCACCCCGCCCCAUUCUCCCGCUUCCCAUCAUCCCGCCCCAUUCCCCCGGUUUCCAUCACCCCUCCCCAUUCUCCCUCCUUCUAUCACCCCGCCCCAUUCUCCCGCUUUCCAUUACCCGCCCCAUUCUCCCGCUUUCCAUCACCUCGCCCCAUCUCCCGCUUUCCAUCACCCCGCCCUAUUCUUCUGCUUUCCAUCACCCCGCCCCAUUCUCCUGCUUUCCAUCACCCCGCCCCAUUCACCCGCUUUCCAUCACCCCGCCCUAUUCUUCUGCUUUCCAUCACCCCGCCCCAUUCUCUCGCUUUCCAUCACCCCGCACCCUUCUUCCUCCUUCCAUCACCCGCCCCAUUCUCCCGCUUUCCAUCACCCCGCCCCAUUCUCCCGCUUUCCAUCACCCCGCUUCAUUCUCCCGCUUUCCAUCACCCCGCCACAUUUUCCCACUUUCCAUCACCCCGCCCCCUUCUCUCUCCUUCCAUCACCCCGCCCCAUUCUCCCUCCUUCCAUCACCCCGCCCCAUUCUCCCGCUUUCCAUCAGCCCGCCCCAUUCUCCCGCUUUCCAUCACCCCGCCCCUUUCUCCCGCUUUCCAUCUCCCCGCCCCAUUCUCCCGCUUUCCAUCACACCGCCCCAUUCUCCCGCUUUCCAUCACCCCGCCCCAUUCUUCCGCUUCCCAUCAUUCCGCCCCAUUCCCCCGCUUUCCAUCACCCCUCCCCAUUCUCCCUCCUUCCAUCACCCCGCCCCAUUCUCCCACUUUCCAUCACCCGCCCCAUUCUCCCGCUUUCCAUCACCUCGCCCCACUCUCCCGCUUUCCAUCACCCCGCCCCAUUCUUCUGCUUUCCAUCACCCCGCCCCAUUCUCCCGCUUUCCAUCACCCUGCCCCAUUCUCCCGCUUUCCAUCACCCCGCCCCAUUCUCCCACUUUCCAUCACCCGCCCCAUUCUCCCGCUUUCCAUCACCCCACCCCAUUCUCCCGCUUUCCAUCACCCCGCCCCAUUCUCCCGCUUUUCAUCACCCCGCCCCAUUCUCCCGCUUUCCAACACCCCAGCCCAUUCUCUCGCUUACCAUCACCCCGCCCCCUUCUUCCUCCUUCCAUCACCCCGCCCCAUUCUCCCUCCUUCCUUCACCCCGCCCCAUUCUCCCGCUUUCCAUCACCCUGCCCCAUUCUCCCGCUUUCCAUCACCCCGCCCCAUUCUCCCGCUUUUCCAUCACCCCGCCCCAUUCUCCCUCCUUCCAUCACCCCGCCCCAUUCUCCCGCUUUCCAUCACCCCGCCCCCUUCUCUCUCCUUCCAUCACCCCGCCCCAUUCUCCCUCCUUCCAUCACCCCGCCCCAUUCUCCCGCUUUCCAUCAGCCCGCCCCAUUCUCCCGCUUUUCAUCACCCCGCCCCUUUCUCCCGCUUUCCAUCUCCCCGCCCCAUUCUCCCGCUUUCCAUCACACCGCCCCAUUCUCCCGCUUUCCAUCACCGCGCCCCAUUCUUCCGCUUCCCAUCAUUCCGCCCCAUUCCCCCGCUUUCCAUCACCCCUCCCCAUUCUCCCUCCUUCCAUCACCCCGCCCCAUUCUCCCACUUUCCAUCACCCGCCCCAUUCUCCCGCUUUCCAUCACCUCGCCCCACUCUCCCGCUUUCCAUCACCCCGCCCCAUUCUUCUGCUUUCCAUCACCCUGCCCCAUUCUCCCGCUUUCCAUCACCCUGCCCCAUUCUCCCGCUUUCCAUCACCCCGCCCCAUUCUCCCACUUUCCAUCACCCGCCCCAUUCUCCCGCUUUCCAUCACCCCACCCCAUUCUCCCGCUUUCCAUCACCCCGCCCCAUUCUCCUGCUUUUCAUCACCCCGCCCCAUUCUCCCGCUUUCCAACACCCCAGCCCAUUCUCUCGCUUACCAUCACCCCGCCCCCUUCUUCCUCCUUCCAUCACCCCGCCCCAUUCUCCCUCCUUCCUUCACCCCGCCCCAUUCUCCCGCUUUCCAUCACCCUGCCCCAUUCCCCCGCUUUCCAUCACCCCGCCCCAUUCUCCCGCUUUUCCAUCACCCCGCCCCAUUCUCCCUCCUUCCAUCACCCCGCCCCAUUCUCCCGCUUUCAAUCACCCCGCCCCAUUCUCCCGCUUUCCAUCACCCCGCCCCCUUUUCCCUCCUUCCAUCACCCCGCCCCAUUCUCCCUCCUUCCAUCACCCCGCCCCAUUCUCCCGCUUUCCAUCACCCCGCCCCAUUCUCCCGCUUUCCAUCACCCCGCCCCUUUCUCCCGCUUUCCAUCUCCGUGCCCCAUUCUCCCGCUUUCCAUCACCCCGCCCCAUUCUCCCGCUUUCCAUCACCCUGCCCCAUUCUCCCGCUUCCCAUCAUCCCGCCCCAUUCUCCCGCUUUCUAUCACCCCGCCCCAUUCUCCCUCCUUCCAUCACCCCGCCCCAUUCUCCCGCUUUCCAUCCACCCGCCCCAUUCUCCCGCUUUCCACCACCCCGCCCCCUUCUCCCUCCUUCCAUCACCCCGCCCCAUUCUCCCUCCUUCCAUCACCCCGCCCCAUUCUCCCGCUUUCCAUCAGCCCGCCCCAUUCUCCCGCUUUCCAUCACCCCGCCCCUUUCUCCCGCUUUCCAUCUCCCUGCUCCAUUCUCCCGCUUUCCAUCACCCCGUCCCAUUCUCCCGCUUUCCAUCACCCCGCCCCAUUCUCCCGCUUCCCAUCAUCCCGCCCCAUUCCCCCGCUUUCCAUCACCCCUCCCCAUUCUCCCCUCUUCCAUCACCCCGCCCCAUUCUCCCGCUUUCCAUCACCCCGCCCCAUUCUCCCUCCUUCCAUCACCCCGCCCCAUUCUCCCUCCUUCCAUCACCCCGCCCCAUUCUCCCGCUUUCCAUCACCCCGCCCCAUUCUCCCGCUUCCCAGAACCCCACCCCAUUCUCCCGCUUUCCAUCACCCCGCCACAGUCUUCCACCUUCCAUCAACCCGCCCCCUUCUCUCUCCUUCCAUCACCCCGCCCCAUUCUCCCUCCUUCCAUCACCCCGCCCCAUUCUCCCGCUUUCCAUCAGCUCGCCCCAUUCUCCCGCUUUCCAUCACCCCUCCCCUUUCUCCCGCUUUCCAUCUCCCCGCCCCAUUCUCCCGCUUUCCAUCACCCCGCCCCAUUCUCCCGCUUUCCAUCACCCCGACCCAUUCUUCCGCUUCCCAUCAUCCCGCCCCAUUCCCCCGCUUUCCAUCACCCCUCCCCAUUCUCCCUCCUUCUAUCACCCCGCCCCAUUCUCUCACUUUCCAUCACCCCGCCCCAUUCUCCCGCUUUCCAUCACCCCGACCCAUUCUCCCGCUUUCCAUCACCCCGCCCCAUUCUGCCUCCUUCCAUCACCCCGCCCCAUUCUCCCGCUUACCAUCACCCCGCCCCAUUCUCCCUCCUUCCAUCACCCCGGCCCAUUCUCCCUCAUUCCAUCACCCCGCUCCAUUCUCCCGCUUUCCAUCACACCGCGCCAUUCUCCCGCUUCCCAUAACCCCACCCCAUUCUCCCGCUUUCCAUCACCCCGCCACAUUUUCCCACUUUCCAUCACCCCGCCCCCUUCUCUCUCCUUCCAUCACCCCGCCCCAUUCUCCCUCCUUCCAUCACCCCGCCCCAUUCUCCCGCUUUCCAUCACCCCGCCCCUUUCUCCGGCUUUCCAUCUCCCCGCCCCAUUCUCCCGCUUUCCAUCACACCGCCCCAUUCUCCCGCUUUCCAUCACCCCGCCCCAUUCUUCCGCUUCCCAUCAUUCCGCCCCAUUCCCCCGCUUUCCAUCACCCCUCCCCAUUCUCCCUCCUUCCAUCACCCCGCCCCAUUCUCCCACUUUCCAUCACCCGCCCCAUUCUCCCGCUUUCCAUCACCUCGCCCCACUCUCCCGCUUUCCAUCACCCCGCCCCAUUCUUCUGCUUUCCAUCACCCCGCCCCAUUCUCCCGCUUUCCAUCACCCUGCCCCAUUCUCCCGCUUUCCAUCACCCCGCCCCAUUCUCCCACUUUCCAUCACCCGCCCCAUUCUCCCGCUUUCCAUCACCCCACCCCAUUCUCCCGCUUUCCAUCACCCCGCCCCAUUCUCCCGCUUUUCAUCACCCCGCCCCAUUCUCCCGCUUUCCAACACCCCAGCCCAUUCUCUCGCUUACCAUCACCCCGCCUCCUUCUUCCUCCUUCCAUCACCCCGCCCCAUUCUCCCUCCUUCCUUCACCCCGCCCCAUUCUCCCGCUUUCCAUCACCCUGCCCCAUUCCCCCGCUUUCCAUCACCCCGCCCCAUUCUCCCGCUUUUCCAUCACCCCGCCCCAUUCUCCCUCCUUCCAUCACCCCGCCCCAUUCUCCCGCUUUCCAUCACCCCGCCCCAUUCUCCCGCUUUCCAUCACCCCGCCCCCUUCUCCCUCCUUCCAUCACCCCGCCCCAUUCUCCCUCCUUCCAUCACCCCGCCCCAUUCUCCCGCUUUCCAUCACCCCGCCCCAUUCUCCCGCUUUCCAUCACCCCGCCCCUUUCUCCCGCUUUCCAUCUCCGUGCCCCAUUCUCCCGCUUUCCAUCACCCCGCCCCAUUCUCCCGCUUUCCAUCACCCUGCCCCAUUCUCCCGCUUCCCAUCAUCCCGCCCCAUUCUCCCGCUUUCUAUCACCCCGCCCCAUUCUCCCUCCUUCCAUCACCCCGCCCCAUUCUCCCGCUUUCCAUCACCCCGCCCCAUUCUCCCGCUUUCCACCACCCCGCCCCCUUCUCCCUCCUUCCAUCACCCCGCCCCAUUCUCCCUCCUUCCAUCACCCCGCCCCAUUCUCCCGCUUUCCAUCAGCCUGCCCCAUUCUCCCGCUUUCCAUCACCCCGCCCCUUUCUCCCGCUUUCCAUCUCCCUGCUCCAUUCUCCCGCUUUCCAUCACCCCGUCCCAUUCUCCCGCUUUCCAUCACCCCGCCCCAUUCUCCCGCUUCCCAUCAUCCCGCCCCAUUCCCCCGCUUUCCAUCACCCCUCCCCAUUCUCCCCUCUUCCAUCACCCCGCCCCAUUCUCCCGCUUUCCAUCACCCCGCCCCAUUCUUCUGCUUUCCAUCACCCUGCCCCAUUCUCCCGCUUUCCAUCACCCUGCCCCAUUCUCCCGCUUUCCAUCACCCCGCCCCAUUCUCCCACUUUCCAUCACCCGCCCCAUUCUCCCGCUUUCCAUCACCCCACCCCAUUCUCCCGCUUUCCAUCACCCCGCCCCAUUCUCCCGCUUUUCAUCACCCCGCCCCAUUCUCCCGCUUUCCAACACCCCAGCCCAUUCUCUCGCUUACCAUCACCCCGCCCCCUUCUUCCUCCUUCCAUCACCCCGCCCCAUUCUCCCUCCUUCCUUCACCCCGCCCCAUUCUCCCGCUUUCCAUCACCCUGCCCCAUUCCCCCGCUUUCCAUCACCCCGCCCCAUUCUCCCGCUUUUCCAUCACCCCGCCCCAUUCUCCCUCCUUCCAUCACCCCGCCCCAUUCUCCCGCUUUCAAUCACCCCGCCCCAUUCUCCCGCUUUCCAUCACCCCGCCCCCUUUUCCCUCCUUCCAUCACCCCGCCCCAUUCUCCCUCCUUCCAUCACCCCGCCCCAUUCUCCCGCUUUCCAUCACCCCGCCCCAUUCUCCCGCUUUCCAUCACCCCGCCCCUUUCUCCCGCUUUCCAUCUCCGUGCCCCAUUCUCCCGCUUUCCAUCACCCCGCCCCAUUCUCCCGCUUUCCAUCACCCUGCCCCAUUCUCCCGCUUCCCAUCAUCCCGCCCCAUUCUCCCGCUUUCUAUCACCCCGCCCCAUUCUCCCUCCUUCCAUCACCCCGCCCCAUUCUCCCGCUUUCCAUCCACCCGCCCCAUUCUCCCGCUUUCCACCACCCCGCCCCCUUCUCCCUCCUUCCAUCACCCCGCCCCAUUCUCCCUCCUUCCAUCACCCCGCCCCAUUCUCCCGCUUUCCAUCAGCCCGCCCCAUUCUCCCGCUUUCCAUCACCCCGCCCCUUUCUCCCGCUUUCCAUCUCCCUGCUCCAUUCUCCCGCUUUCCAUCACCCCGUCCCAUUCUCCCGCUUUCCAUCACCCCGCCCCAUUCUCCCGCUUCCCAUCAUCCCGCCCCAUUCCCCCGCUUUCCAUCACCCCUCCCCAUUCUCCCCUCUUCCAUCACCCCGCCCCAUUCUCCCGCUUUCCAUCACCCCGCCCCAUUCUCCCUCCUUCCAUCACCCCGCCCCAUUCUCCCUCCUUCCAUCACCCCGCCCCAUUCUCCCGCUUUCCAUCACCCCGCCCCAUUCUCCCGCUUCCCAGAACCCCACCCCAUUCUCCCGCUUUCCAUCACCCCGCCACAGUCUUCCACCUUCCAUCAACCCGCCCCCUUCUCUCUCCUUCCAUCACCCCGCCCCAUUCUCCCUCCUUCCAUCACCCCGCCCCAUUCUCCCGCUUUCCAUCAGCUCGCCCCAUUCUCCCGCUUUCCAUCACCCCUCCCCUUUCUCCCGCUUUCCAUCUCCCCGCCCCAUUCUCCCGCUUUCCAUCACCCCGCCCCAUUCUCCCGCUUUCCAUCACCCCGACCCAUUCUUCCGCUUCCCAUCAUCCCGCCCCAUUCCCCCGCUUUCCAUCACCCCUCCCCAUUCUCCCUCCUUCUAUCACCCCGCCCCAUUCUCUCACUUUCCAUCACCCCGCCCCAUUCUCCCGCUUUCCAUCACCCCGACCCAUUCUCCCGCUUUCCAUCACCCCGCCCCAUUCUGCCUCCUUCCAUCACCCCGCCCCAUUCUCCCGCUUACCAUCACCCCGCCCCAUUCUCCCUCCUUCCAUCACCCCGGCCCAUUCUCCCUCAUUCCAUCACCCCGCUCCAUUCUCCCGCUUUCCAUCACACCGCGCCAUUCUCCCGCUUCCCAUAACCCCACCCCAUUCUCCCGCUUUCCAUCACCCCGCCACAUUUUCCCACUUUCCAUCACCCCGCCCCCUUCUCUCUCCUUCCAUCACCCCGCCCCAUUCUCCCUCCUUCCAUCACCCCGCCCCAUUCUCCCGCUUUCCAUCACCCCGCCCCUUUCUCCGGCUUUCCAUCUCCCCGCCCCAUUCUCCCGCUUUCCAUCACACCGCCCCAUUCUCCCGCUUUCCAUCACCCCGCCCCAUUCUUACGCUUCCCAUCAUUCCGCCCCAUUCCCCCGCUUUCCAUCACCCCUCCCCAUUCUCCCUCCUUCCAUCACCCCGCCCCAUUCUCCCACUUUCCAUCACCCGCCCCAUUCUCCCGCUUUCCAUCACCUCGCCCCACUCUCCCGCUUUCCAUCACCCCGCCCCAUUCUUCUGCUUUCCAUCACCCCGCCCCAUUCUCCCGCUUUCCAUCACCCUGCCCCAUUCUCCCGCUUUCCAUCACCCCGCCCCAUUCUCCCACUUUCCAUCACCCGCCCCAUUCUCCCGCUUUCCAUCACCCCACCCCAUUCUCCCGCUUUCCAUCACCCCGCCCCAUUCUCCCGCUUUUCAUCACCCCGCCCCAUUCUCCCGCUUUCCAACACCCCAGCCCAUUCUCUCGCUUACCAUCACCCCGCCUCCUUCUUCCUCCUUCCAUCACCCCGCCCCAUUCUCCCUCCUUCCUUCACCCCGCCCCAUUCUCCCGCUUUCCAUCACCCUGCCCCAUUCUCCCGCUUUCCAUCACCCCGCCCCAUUCUCCCGCUUUUCCAUCACCCCGCCCCAUUCUCCCUCCUUCCAUCACCCCGCCCCAUUCUCCCGCUUUCCAUCACCCCGCCCCAUUCUCCCGCUUUCCAUCACCCCGCCCCCUUCUCCCUCCUUCCAUCACCCCGCCCCAUUCUCCCUCCUUCCAUCACCCCGCCCCAUUCUCCCGCUUUCCAUCACCCCGCCCCAUUCUCCCGCUUUCCAUCACCCCGCCCCUUUCUCCCGCUUUCCAUCUCCGUGCCCCAUUCUCCCGCUUUCCAUCACCCCGCCCCAUUCUCCCGCUUUCCAUCACCCUGCCCCAUUCUCCCGCUUCCCAUCAUCCCGCCCCAUUCUCCCGCUUUCUAUCACCCCGCCCCAUUCUCCCUCCUUCCAUCACCCCGCCCCAUUCUCCCGCUUUCCAUCACCCCGCCCCAUUCUCCCGCUUUCCACCACCCCGCCCCCUUCUCCCUCCUUCCAUCACCCCGCCCCAUUCUCCCUCCUUCCAUCACCCCGCCCCAUUCUCCCGCUUUCCAUCAGCCUGCCCCAUUCUCCCGCUUUCCAUCACCCCGCCCCUUUCUCCCGCUUUCCAUCUCCCUGCUCCAUUCUCCCGCUUUCCAUCACCUCGUCCCAUUCUCCCGCUUUCCAUCACCCCGCCCCAUUCUCCCGCUUCCCAUCAUCCCGCCCCAUUCCCCCGCUUUCCAUCACCCCUCCCCAUUCUCCCCUCUUCCAUCACCCCGCCCCAUUCUCCCGCUUUCCAUCACCCCGCCCCAUUCUCCCUCCUUCCAUCACCCCGCCCCAUUCUCCCUCCUUCCAUCACCCCGCCCCAUUCUCCCGCUUUCCAUCACCCCGCCCCAUUCUCCCGCUUCCCAGAACCCCACCCCAUUCUCCCGCUUUCCAUCACCCCGCCACAGUCUUCCACCUUCCAUCAACCCGCCCCCUUCUCUCUCCUUCCAUCACCCCGCCCCAUUCUCCCUCCUUCCAUCACCCCGCCCCAUUCUCCCGCUUUCCAUCAGCUCGCCCCAUUCUCCCGCUUUCCAUCACCCCUCCCCUUUCUCCCGCUUUCCAUCUCCCCGCCCCAUUCUCCCGCUUUCCAUCACCCCGCCCCAUUCUUCCGCUUUCCAUCACCCCGCCCCAUUCUUCCGCUUCCCAUCAUCCCGCCCCAUUCCCCCGCUUUCCAUCACCCCUCCCCAUUCUCCCUCCUUCUAUCACCCCGCCCCAUUCUCUCACUUUCCAUCACCCCGCCCCAUUCUCCCGCUUUCCAUCACCCCGACCCAUUCUCCCGCUUUCCAUCACCCCGCCCCAUUCUGCCUCCUUCCAUCACCCCGCCCCAUUCUCCCGCUUUCCAUCACCCCGCCCCAUUCUCCCUCCUUCCAUCACCCCGCCCCAUUCUCCCUCAUUCCAUCACCCCGCUCCAUUCUCCCGCUUUCCAUCACCCCGCGCCAUUCUCCCGCUUCCCAUAACCCCACCCCAUUCUCCCGCUUUCCAUCACCCCGCCACAUUUUCCCACUUUCCAUCACCCCGCCCCCUUCUCUCUCCUUCCAUCACCCCGCCCCAUUCUCCCUCCUUCCAUCACCCCGCCCCAUUCUCCCGCUUUCCAUCAGCCCGCCCCAUUCUCCCGCUUUCCAUCACCCCGCCCCUUUCUCCCGCUUUCCAUCUCCCCGCCCCAUUCUCCCGCUUUCCAUCAGACCGCCCCAUUCUCCCGCUUUCCAUCACCCCGCCCCAUUCUUCCGCUUCCCAUCAUCCCGCCCCAUUCCCCCGCUUUCCAUCACCCCUCCCCAUUCUCCCUCCUUCCAUCACCCCGCCCCUUUCUCCCGCUUUCCAUCUCCCGCCCCAUUCUCCCGCUUUCCAUCACCCGCCCCAUUCUCCCGCUUUCCAUCACCUCGCCCCACUCUCCCGCUUUCCAUCACCCCGCCCUAUUCUUCUGCUUUCCAUCACCCCGCCCCAUUCUCCCGCUUUCCAUCACCUCGCCCCACUCUCCCGCUUUCCAUCACCCCGCUCCAUUCUUCUGCUUUCCAUCACCCCGCCCCAUUCUCCCGCUUUCCAUCACCCUGCCCCAUUCUCCCGCUUUCCAUCACCCCGCCCCAUUCUCCCGCUUUCCAUCACCCGCCCCAUUCUCCCGCUUUCCAUCACCCCGCCCCAUUCUCCCGCUUUCCAUCACCCCGCCCCAUUCUCCCGCUUUUCAUCACCCCGCCCCAUUCUCCCCCUUUCCAACACCCCAGCCCAUUCUCUCGCUUACCAUCACCCCGCCCCCUUCUUCCUCCUUCCAUCACCCCGCCCCAUUCUCCCUCCUUCCUUCAUCCCGCCCCAUUCUCCCGCUUUCCAUCACCCUGCCCCAUUCUCCCGCUUUCCAUCACCCCGCCCCAUUCUCCCGCUUUUCCAUCACCCCGCCCCAUUCUCCCUCCUUCCAUCACCCCGCCCCAUUCUCCCGCUUUCCAUCACCCCGCCCCAUUCUCCCGCUUUCCAUCACCCCGCCCCCUUCUCCCUCCUUCCAUUACCCCGCCCCAUUCUCCCGCUUUCCAUCAGCCCGCCCCAUUCUCCCACUUUCCAUCACCCCGCCCCUUUCUCCCGCUUUCCAUCUCCGUGCCCCAUUCUCCCGAAUUCCAUCAACCCGCCCCAUUCUCCCGCUUUCCAUCACCCCGCCCCAUUCUCCCGCUUCCCAUCAUCCCGCCCCAUUCUCCCGCUUUCUAUCACCCCGCCCCAUUCUCCCUCCUUCCAUCACCCCGCCCCAUUCUCCCGCUUUCCAUCACCCCGCCCCAUUCUCCCGCUUUCCACCACCCCGCCCCAUUCUCCCUCCUUCCAUCACCCCGCCCCAUUCUCCCUCCUUCCAUCACCCCGCCCCAUUCUCCCGCUUUCCAUCAGCCCGCCCCAUUCUCCCGCUUUCCAUCACCCCGCCCCUUUCUCCCGCUUUCCAUCUCCCUGCUCCAUUCUCCCGCUUUCCAUCACCCCGCCCCAUUCUCCCGCUUCCCAUCACCCCGCCCCAUUCUCCCUCCUUCCAUCACCCCGCCCCAUUCUCCCGCUUUCCAUCACCCCGCCCCAUUCUCCCGCUUUCCAUCACCCCGCCCCAUUCUCCCGCUUCCCAUCAACCCGCCCCAUUCCCCCGCUUUCCAUCACCCCUCCCCAUUCUCCCCUCUUCCAUCACCCCGCCCCAUUCUCCUGCUUUCCAUCACCCCGCCCCAUUCUCCCUCCUUCCAUCACCCCGCCCCAUUCUCCCUCCUUCCAUCACCCCGCCCCAUUCUCCCGCUUUCCAUCACCCCGCCCCAUUCUCCCGCUUCCCAUAACCCCACCCCAUUCUCCCGCUUUCCAUCACCCCGCCACACUCGCCCCAUUCUCCCGCUUUCCAUCACCCCUCCCCUUUCUCCCGCUUUCCAUCUCCCCGCCCCAUUCUCCCGCUUUCCAUCACCCCGCCCCAUUCUCCCGCUUUCCAUCACCCCGCCCCAUUCUCCCGCUUUCCAUCACCCCGCCCCAUUCUUCCGCUUCCCAUCAUCCCCCCCCAUUCCCCCGCUUUCCAUCACCCCUCCCCAUUCUCCCUCCUUCUAUCACCCCGCCCCAUUCUCUCACUUUCCAUCACCCCGCCCCAUUCUCCCGCUUUCCAUCACCCCGCCCCAUUCUCCCGCUUUCCAUCACCCCGCCCCAUUCUGUCUCCUUCCAUCACCCCGCCCCAUUCUCCCGCUUUCCAUCACCCCGCCCCAUUCUCCCUCCUUCCAUCACCCCGCCCCAUUCUCCCUCAUUCCAUCACCCCGCUCCAUUCUCCCGCUUUCCAUCACCCCGCGCCAUUCUCCCGCUUCCCAUAACCCCACCCCAUUCUCCCGCUUUCGAUCACCCCGCCACAUUUUCCCACUUUCCAUCACCCCGCCCCCUUCUCUCUCCUUCCAUCACCCCGCCCCAUUCUCCCUCCUUCCAUCACCCCGCCCCAUUCUCCAGCUUUCUAUCAGCCCGCCCCAUUCUCCCGCUUUCCAUCACCCCGCCGCUUUCUCCCGCUUUCCAUCUCCCCGCCCCAUUCUCCCGCUUUCCAUCAGACCGCCCCAUUCUCCCGCUUUCCAACACCCUGCCCCAUUCUUCCGCUUCCCAUCAUCCCGCCCCAUUCCCCCGCUUUCCAUCACCCCUCCCCAUUCUCCCUCCUUCCAUCACCCCGCCCCUUUCUCCCGCUUUCCAUCUCCCGCCCCAUUCUCCCGCUUUCCAUCACCCGCCCCAUUCUCCCGCUUUCCAUCACCUCGCCCCAUUCUCCCGCUUUCCAUCACCCCGCCCCAUUCUUCUGCUUUCCAUCACCCCGCCCCAUUCUCCCGCUUUCCAUCACCCUGCCCCAUUCACCCGCUUUCCAUCACCCGCCCCAUUCUCCCGCUUUCCAUCACACCGCCCCAUUCUUCCGCUUUCCAUCACCCCGCCCCAUUCUCCCGCUUUCCAUCACCCCGCCCCAUUCUCCCUCUUCCCAUUACCCCGCCCUAUUCUCUCGCUUUCCAUCACCCCGCCCCAUUCUCCCGCUUUUCAUCACCCCACCCCAUUCUCCCGCUUUCCAUCACCCCGUCCCAUUCUCCCUCUUUCCAUCACCCCGCCCCAUUCCUCCUCUUUCCAUCUCCCCGCCCCAUUCUCCCUCUUUCUAUCACCCCGCCUCAUUCUCCCGCUUUCCAUCACCCCGCCCCAUUAUCCCACUUUCCAUCACCCCACCCCAUUCUCCAUCUUUACAUCACCCCGCCCCACUCUCCCGCCUUCCAUCACCCCGCCCCAUUCUCCAUCUUUCCAUCACCCUGCCCAAUUCUCCCGCCUUCCAUCACCCCACCCCAUUCUCCCGUCUUCCAUCACCCCGCCCCAUUCUCCCGCUUUCCAUCACCCCACCCUAUUCUCCCACUUUCCAUCACCCCGCCAUAUUCUUCCUCUUUCCAUCACCCCGCCCCAUUCUCCCGCUUUCCAUCACCCCGCCCCAUUUUCCCUCUUUCCAUCACCCCGCCCCAUUCUCCCGCUUUCCAUCACCCCGCCCCAUUCUCCCUCUUCCCAUCACCCCGCCCCAUUCUCCCGCCUUUCAUCACCCCGCCCCAUUCUCCCGCUUUCCAUCACCCCGCCCAAUUCUCCCGCUUCCCAUCACCCCGCCCCAUUCUCCUGCCUUCCAUCACCCCGCCCUAUUCUCCCUCUUUCCAUCACCCCGCCCCAUUUUCCCGCUCUACAUCACCCCGCCCCGUUCUCCCGCUUUCCAUCACCCCGCCCCAUUCUCCCGCUUUCCAUCACCCCACCCCAUUCUCCCGCUUUCCAUCACCCCGCCCCAUUCUCCCGGUUUCCAUCACCCCGGCCCAUUUUCCCGCUUUCCAUCACCCCGCCCCAUUCUCCCGCUUUCCAUCACCCCGCCCCAUUCUCCCGCUUUCCAUCACCCCCCCCAUUCUCCCGCUUUCCAUCACCCCGUCCCAUUCUCCCUCUUUCCAUCACCCCGCCCAAUUCUCCCUCUUUCCAUCACCCCGCCCCAUUCUCCAGCUUUCCGUCACCCCGCCCCAUUCUCCCUCUUUCCAUCACCCUGCCCCAUUCUCCCUCUCUCCAUCACCCCGCCCCAUUCUCCCUCUUUCCAUCACCCCGCCCCAUUCUCCCGCUUUCCUUCACCCCGCGCCAUUUAACCUCUUUCCAUCACCCGCCCCAUUCUCCCGCUUUCCAUCACCCAGCUCCAUUGUCCCGCUUUCCAUCACCCCGCCCAAUUCUCCCUCUUUCUAUCACCCCGCCCCAUUCUCCCUCUUUCCAUCACCCCGCCCCAUUCUCCUGCUUUCCAUCACCCCGCCCCAUUCUCCCUCUUUCCAUCACCCCGCUCCAUUCUCCCUCUUUCCAUUACCCCGCCCCAUUCUCCUGCUUUCCAUCACCCCGCCCCAUUCUCCCUCUUUCCAUCACCCCGCCCCAUUCUCCCUCUUUCCAUUACCCCGCCCCAUUCUCCUGCUUUCCAUCACCCUGCCCCAUUCUCCCUCUUUCCAUCACCCCGCCCCAUUCUCCAGCUUUCCAUCACCUCGCUCCAUUCUCCCGCUUUCCAUCACCGCGCCCAAUUCUCCCGCUUUCCAUCACCCCUCUCCAUUCUCCCUCUUUCCAUCUCCCCGCCCCAUUCUCCUUCUUUCCAUCAACCCGUCCCAUUCUCCCUCUAUCCGUCACCCCACCCCAUUCUCCCUGUUUCCAUCACCUCGCCCCAUUCUCCCGCUUUCCAUCACCCCGUCCCAUUCUCCCUCUUUCCAUCACCCCGCCCAAUUCUCCCUCUUUCCAUCACCCCGCCCCAUUCUCCAGCUUUCCGUCACCCCGCCCCAUUCUCCCUCUUUCCAUCACCCUGCCCCAUUCCCCCUCUCUCCAUCACCCCGCCCCAUUCUCCCUCUUUCCAUCACCCCGCCCCAUUCUCCCGCUUUCCUUCACCCCGCGCCAUUUAACCUCUUUCCAUCACCCGCCCCAUUCUCCCGCUUUCCAUCACCCAGCUCCAUUGUCCCGCUUUCCAUCACCCCGCCCAAUUCUCCCUCUUUCUAUCACCCCGCCCCAUUCUCCCUCUUUCCAUCACCCCGCCCCAUUCUCCUGCUUUCCAUCACCCCGCCCCAUUCUCCCUCUUUCCAUCACCCCCCUCCAUUCUCCCUCUUUCCAUUACCCCGCCCCAUUCUCCUGCUUUCCAUCACCCCGCCCCAUUCUCCCUCUUUCCAUCACCCCGCCCCAUUCUCCCUCUUUCCAUUACCCCGCCCCAUUCUCCUGCUUUCCAUCACCCCGCCCCAUUCUCCCUCUUUCCAUCACCCCGCCCCAUUCUCCAGCUUUCCAUCACCUCGCUCCAUUCUCCCGCUUUCCAUCACCGCGCCCAAUUCUCCCGCUUUCUAUCACCCCUCUCCAUUCUCCCUCUUUCCAUCUCCCCGCCCCAUUCUCCUUCUUUCCAUCAACCCGUCCCAUUCUCCCUCUAUCCAUCACCCCACCCCAUUCUCCCUGUUUCCAUCACCUCGCCCCAUUCUCCCUCUUUCCAUGACCGCGCCCCAUUCUUCCUGUUUCCAUCACCUCGCCCCAUUCUCUCGCUUUCCAUCACCCCUCCCUAUUCUCCCUCUUUCCAUCACCCCGCCCCAUUCUCCCGCUUUCCAUCACCCCGCCCCAUUCUCCUUCUUUCCAUCACCCCGCCCCAUUCUCCACCUUUAUAUCACCCUGCCCCAUUCUCCCGAUUUCCAUCACCCCAGCCCAUUCUCCCGCUUUCCAUCACCCCGACCCAUUCUCCCGCUUUCCAUCACCCCGCCCCGUUCUCCCGCUUUCCAUCACACCGCCCCAUUCUCCCUCUUUCCAUCACCCCGCCCCAUUCUCCCGCUUUCCAUCACCCCGCCCCAUUCUCCCGCUUUCCAUCACCCCGCCCCGUUCUCCCGCUUUCCAUCACCCCGCCUCAUUCUCCCUCUUUCCAUCAACCCGCCCCAUUCUCCCUAUUUCCAUCACCCCGGUCCAUUCUCCCGCUUUCCAUCACCCCGCCCAAUUCUCCCUCUUUCCAUCACCCCUCUCCAUUCUCCCUCUUUCCAUCACCCCGCCCCAUUCUCCCGCUUUCCAUUACCCCGCCCCAUUCUCCCUCUUUCCAUCACCCGCCCCAUUCUCGCGUCUUUCAUCACCCCGCCCCAUUCUCCCUCUUUCCAUCACCCCGCCCAAUUCUCCCACUUUCCAUCACCCUGCCCCAUUCUCCCACCUUUCAUCACCCCGCCCCAUUCUCCCUCUUUCCAUCAACCUGCCCCAUUCUCCCUCUUUCCAUCACCCCGCCUUAUUCUCCCUCUUUCCAUCACCCCGCCCCAUUCUCCCGAUUUCCAUCACCCCGCCCCAUUCUCCCGCUUUCCAUCACCCCGCCCCGUUCUCCCACUUUCCAUCACCCCGCCUCAUUCUCCCUCUUUCCAUCAACCCGCCCCAUUCUCCCUCUUUCCAUCACCCCGCUCCAUUCUCCCGCUUUCCAUCACCCUGCCCGCUCCAUUCUCCCGCUUUCCAUCACCCCGCCCAAUUCUCCCUCUUUCCAUCACCCCUCCCCAUUCUCCCUCUUUCCAUCACCCCGCCCCAUUCUCCCGCUUUCCAUCACCCCGCCCCAUUCUCCCGCUUUCCAUCACCCGCCUUAUUCUCCCGUCUUUCAUCACCCCGCCCCAUUCUCCCUCUUUCCAUAAACCCGCCCCAUUCCCCCUCUUUCCAUCACCCCGCCUUAUUCUCCCUCUUUCCAUCACCCCGCUCCAUUCUCCCGAUUUCCAGCACCCCGCCCCAUUCUCCCGCUUUCCAUCACCCCGCCCCAUUCUCCCUCUAUCAAUCACCCCGCACAAAUCUCCGACUUUCCAUCACCCCGUCCCAUUCUCCUGUUUUCCAUCACCCCGCCCCAUUCUCUCGCUUUCUAUCACCCCGCCUUAUUCUCCCGCUUUCCAUCACCCCGCACCAUUCUCUCGCUUUCCAUCACCCCGCCCCAUUCUCACUAUCUCCAUCACCCCUCCCUAUUCUCCCUCUUUCCAUCACCCCGCCCCAUUCUCAUGCUUUCUAUCACCCCGCCCCAUUCUCCCUCUUUCCAUCACCCCGCCCCAUUCUCCCGCCUUCCAUCACCCCGCCCCAUUCUCCUUCCUUCUAUCACCCUGGCCAAUUCUCCCGCUUUCCAUCACCGCGCCCCAUUCUCCCGCCUUCCAUCACCCCGCCCCAUUCUCCCUCUUUCCAUCACCCCGCUCCAUUCUCCCGCUUUCCAUCACCCCGCCCCAUUCUCCAGCCCCAUUCUCCCUCUUUCCAUCACCCCGCCCCAUUCUCUCGCUUUCCAUCACCCCGCCCCAUUUUCCCUCUUUCCAUCACCCCGCCCCAUUCUCCCGCUUUCCAUCACCCCGCCCCAUUCUCCCGCUUUCCAUCACCCCGCUCCAUUCUCCCGCUUUCCAUCACCCCGCCCAAUUCUCCCUCUUUCCAUCACCCCACCCCAUUCUCCCGAUUUCCAUCACCCCUCCCCAUUCUCCCGCUUUCCAUCACCCCGCCCCAUUCUCCCUCUAUCCAUCACCCCGCCCAAUUCUCCCACUUUCCAUCACCCCGUCCCAUUCUCCUGUUUUCCAUCACCCCGCCCCAUUCUCUCGCUUUCUAUCAUCCCGCCUUAUUCUCCCGCUUUCCAUCACCCCGCACCAUUCUCACUAUCUCCAUCACCCCUCCCCAUUCUCCCUCUUUCCAUCACCCCGCCCCAUUCUCAUGCUUUCUAUCACCCCGCCCCAUUCUCCCUCUUUCCAUCACCCCGCCCCAUUCUCCUGCAUUCUAUCACCCUGCCCCAUUCUCCAUCCUUCCAUCACCCCACCCCAUUCUCCUGCUUGCCAUCAACUCGCCUGGCUGGUGGGGGUGCUGGGAGCAACUCACCUGGCUGUGGGGGUGCUGGGAGCAACUCGCCUUGCUGGUGGGGGUGCUGGGAGCAACUUGCCUGGCUGGUGGGGGUGCUGGGAGCAACUCGCCUGGCUGGUGGGGGUGCUGGGAGCAACUCGCCUGGCUGGUGGGGGUGCUGGGAGCAACUCGCCUGGCUGGUCGGGGUGCUGGGAGCAACUCACCUGGCUGGUGGGGGUGCUGAGAGCAACUCACAUGGCUGGUGGGGGUGCUAGGAGCAACUCGUCUGGCUGGUGGGGGUGCUGGGAGCAACUCGCCUGGCUGGUGGGGGUGCUGGGAGCAACUCGCCUGGCUGGUGGGGGUGCUGGGAGCAAUUCGCCUGGCUGGUGGGGGUGCUGGGAGCAACUCGCCUGGCUGGUGGGGGUGCUGGGAGCAACUCGCCUUGCUGGUGGGAGUGCUGGGAGCAACUCGCCUGGCUGGUGGGGGUGCUGGGAGCAACUCGCCUGGCUGGUGGGGGUGCUGGGAGCAACUCGCCUGGCUGGUGGGGGUGCUGGGAGCAACUCGCCUGGCUGGUGGGGGUGCUGGGAGCAACUCGCCUCGCUGGUGGGUGUGCUGGGAGCAAUUCACCUGGCUGGUGGGGGUGCUGGGAUCAACUCGUCUGGCUGGUGGGGGGUGCUGGGAGCAACUCGCCUGGCUGGUGGGGGUGCUAGGAGCAACUCACCUGGCAGGCUGAUGGGGGUCCUGGGAGCAACUCGCCUGGCUGGUGGGGGUGCUGGGAGCAACUCACCUAGCAACUCACCUGGCUGGUGGGGGUGCUGGGAGCAACUCACCUGGCCGGUGGGGGUGCUGGGAGCAACUCACCUGGCUGGUGGGGGUGCUGGGAGCAACUCACCUGGCUGGUGGGGGUGCUGGGAGCAAGUAACCUGGCCUGUAGGGGUGCUGGGAGCAACUCGCCUGGCUGGUGGGGGUGCUGGGAGCAACUCGCCCGGCUGGUGGGGGUGCUGGGAGCAAUUCGCCUGGCUGGUGGGGGUGCUGGGAGCAACUCGCCUGGCUGGUGGGGGUGCUGGGAGCAACUCGCCUUGCUGGUGGGAGUGCUGGGAGCAACUCGCCUGGCUGGUGGGGGUGCUGGGAGCAACUCGCCUGGCUGGUGGGGGUGCUGGGAGCAACUCGCCUGGCUGGUGGGGGUGCUGGGAGCAACUCGCCUGGCUGGUGGGGGUGCUGGGAGCAACUCGCCUGGCUGGUGGGUGUGCUGGGAGCAACUCACCUGGCUGGUGGGGGUGCUGGGAGCAACUCACCUGGCUGGUGGGGGUGCUUGGAGCAACUCACCUGGCUGGUGGGGGUGCUGGGAGCAACUCACCUGGUUGGUGGGGGUGCUGGGAGCAACUCGCCUGGCUGGUAGGGGUGCUGGGAGCAACUCACAUGGCUGGAGCAACUCACCUGGCUGUUGGGGGUGCUGGGAGCAACUCACCUGUCUGGUGGGGUUGCUGGGAGCAACUCACCUGGCUGGUGGGGGUGCUGGGAGCAACUUUCCUGGCUGGUGGGGGUGCUGGGAGCAAUUCACCUGGCUGGUGGGGGUGCUGGGAGCAACUCGCUUGGCUAGUGGGGGUGCUGGGAGCAACUUGCCUGGCUGGUGGGGGUGCUGAGAGCAACUCGCCUGGCUUGUGGGGGUGCUGGGAGCAACUCACCCGGCUGGUGGGGGUGCUGGAAGCAACUCACCUGGCUGAGGUGCUGGGAGCAACUCGCCUGGCUGGUGGGGGUGCUGGGAGCAACUCGCCUGGCUGGUGGGGGUGCUGGGAGCAACUCGCCUGGCUGGUGGGUGUGCUGGGAGCAACUCACCUGGCUGGUGGGGGUGCUGGGAGCAACUCACCUGGCUGGUGGGGGUGCUUGGAGCAACUCACCUGGCUGGUGGGGGUGCUGGGAGCAACUCACCUGGUUGGUGGGGGUGCUGGGAGCAACUCGCCUGGCUGGUGCUGGGAGCAACUCGCCUGGCUGGUGGGGGUGCUGGGAGCAACUCACCUAGCAACUCACCUGGCUGGUGGGGGUGCUGGGAGCCACUCACCUGGCCGGUGGGGGUGCUGGGAGCAACUCACCUGGCUGGUGGGGGUGCUGGGAGCAACUCACCUGGCUGUUGGCGGUGCUGGGAGCAACUUGCCUGGCUGGUGGGGUUGCUGGGAGCAACUCACCUGGCUGGUGGGGGUGCUGGGAGCAACUCGCCUGGCUGGUGGGGGUGCUAGGAGCAAUUCGCCUGGCUGGUGGGGGUGCUGGGAGCAACUCGCCUGGCUGGUGGGGGCGCUGGGAGCAAUUCGCCUGGCUGGUGGGGGUGCUGGGAGCAACUCGCCUGGCUGGUGGGGGUGCUGGGAGCAACUCGCCUUGCUGGUGGGAGUGCUGGGAGCAACUCGCCUGGCUGGUGGGGGUGCUGGGAGCAACUCGCCUGGCUGGUGGGGGUGCUGGGAGCAACUCGCCUGGCUGGUGGGGGUGCUGGGAGCAACUCGCCUGGCUGGUGGGGGUGCUGAGAGCAACUCGCCUCGCUGGUGGGUGUGCUGGGAGCAACUCACCUGGCUGGUGGGGGUGCUGGGAGCAACUCACCUGGCUGGUGGGGGUGCUUGGAGCAACUCACCUGGCUGGUGGGGGUGCUGGGAGCAACUCACCUGGUUGGUGGGGGUGCUGGGAGCAACUCGCCUGGCUGGUAGGGGUGCUGGGAGCAACUCACAUGGCUGGUGGGGGUGCUGGGAGCAACUCACCUGGCUGGUGGGGGUGCUAGGAGCAACUCACCUGGCUGGUGGGGGUGCUGGGAGCAACUCACCUGGCUGGUGGGGGUGCUGGGAGCAACUCAUCUGGCUGGAGCAACUCACCUGGCUGUUGGGGGUGCUGGGAGCAACUCACCUGUCUGGUGGGGUUGCUGGGAGCAACUCACCUGGCUGGUGGGGGUGCUGGGAGCAACUCGCCUGGCUGGUGGGGGUGCUAGGAGCAACUCACCAGGCUGAUGGGGAUCCUGGGAGCAACUCGCCUGGCUGGUGGGGGUGCUGGGAGCAACUCACCAGGCUGAUGGGGGUCCUGGGAGCAACUCGCCUGGCUGGUGGGGGUGCUGGGAGCAAUUCACCUAGCAACUCACCUGGCUGGUGGGGGUGCUGGGAGCAACUCACCUGGCUGGUGGGGGUGCUGGGAGCAACUCACCUGGCUGUUGGGGGUGCUGGGAGCAACUCACCUGGCUGGUGGGGUUGCUGGGAGCAACUCACCUGGCUGGUGGGGGUGCUGGGAGCAACUCGCCUGGCUGAUGGAGGUGCUAGGAGCAAUUCGCCUGGCUGGUGGGGGUGCUGGGAGCAACUCGCCUGGCUGGUGGGGGUGCUGGGAGCAAUUCGCCUGGCUGGUGGAGGUGCUGAGAGCAACUCGCCUGGCUGGUGGGGGUGCUGGGAGCAACUCGCCUUGCUGGUGGGAGUGCUGGGAGCAACUCGCCUGGCUGGUGGGGGUGCUGGGAGCAACUCGCCUGGCUGGUGGGGGUGCUGGGAGCAACUCGCCUGGCUGGUGGGGGUGCUGGGAGCAACUCGCCUGGCUGGUGGGGGUGCUGGGAGCAACUCGCCUCGCUGGUGGGUGUGCUGGGAGCAACUCACCUGGCUGGUGGGGGUGCUGGGAGCAACUCACCUGGCUGGUGGGGGUGCUUGGAGCAACUCACCUGGCUGGUGGGGGUGCUGGGAGCAACUCACCUGGUUGGUGGGGGUGCUGGGAGCAACUCGCCUGGCUGGUAGGGGUGCUGGGAGCAACUCACAUGGCUGGUGGGGGUGCUGGGAGCAACUCACCUGGCUGGUGGCCGUGCUAGGAGCAACUCACCUGGCUGGUGGGGGUGCUGGGAGCAACUCACCUGGCUGGUGGGGGUGCUGGGAGCAACUCAUCUGGCUGAGGUGCUGGGAGCAACUCGCCUGGCUGGUGGGGGUGCUGGGAGCAACUCGCUUGGCUGGUGGGGGUGCUGGGAGCAACUCGCCUGGCUGGUGGGGGUGCUGGGAGCAACUCACCUGGCUGGUGGGGGUGCUGGGAGCAACUCACCUGGCUGUUGGUGGUGCUGGGAGCAACUCACCUGGCUGGUGGGGUUGCUGGGAGCAACUCACCUGGCUGGUGGGGGUGCUGGGAGCAACUCGCCUGGCUGGUGGGGGUGCUAGGAGCAACUCGCCUGGCUGGUGGGGGUGCUGGGAGCAACUCGCCUGGCUGGUGGGGGUGCUGGGAGAAACUCGCCUGGCUGGUGGGGGUGCUGGGAGCAACUCGCCUGGCUGGUGGGGGAGCUGGGAGCAACUCGCCUGGCUGGUGGGGGUGCUGGGAGCAACUCACCUGGCUGGUGGGGGUGCUGGGAGCAACUUACCUGGCUGGUGGGGGUGCUGGGAGCAACUCGCCUGGCUGGUGAGGAUGCUAGGAGCAACUCGCGUGGCUAGUGGGGGUGCUGGGAGCAACUCGCCUGGCUGGUGGGGGUGCUGGGAGCAACUUGAUUGGCUGGUGGGGGUGCUGGGACCAACUCGAUUGGCUGGUGGGGGUGCUGGGAGCAACUCGCCUGGCUGGUGGGGGAGCUGGGAGCAACUCGCCUGGCUUGUGGGGGUGCUGGGAGCAACUCACCUGGCUGGUGGGGGUGCCGGGAGCAACUCACCUGGCUGGUGGGGGUGCUGGGAGCAACUUGCCUGGCUGGUGAGGAUGCUAGGAGCAACUCGCCUGGCUAGUGGGGGUGCUGGGAGCAACUCGCCUGGCUGGUGGGGGUGCUGGGAGCAACUCGAUUGGCUAGUGGGGGUGCUGGGAGCCACUCGAUUGGCUGGUGGGGGUGCUGGGAGCAACUCGCCUGGCUGGUGGGGGUGCUGGGAGCAACUCACCUGGCUGGUGGGGGUGCUGGGAGCAACUCACCUGGCUGGUGGGGGUGCUGGGAGCAACUCACCUGGCUG
Molecule: messenger RNA, 22523 nt
Organism: Closterium sp. NIES-65
Lineage: Eukaryota; Viridiplantae; Streptophyta; Zygnematophyceae; Desmidiales; Closteriaceae
Source: the annotation of a GenBank genome assembly